Messenger RNA from Scophthalmus maximus (turbot), 1690 nucleotides. It is a transcript of the gene dctn5, whose product is annotated as dynactin 5. The transcript has 6 exons. The coding region runs from base 230 to 778 and encodes 182 amino acids. Lineage: Eukaryota; Metazoa; Chordata; Actinopteri; Pleuronectiformes; Scophthalmidae. The record is from RefSeq and is a predicted model, not a curated record.
ACUUACAUAAAACUUUCGGGGAUGCAACUUCAAUAUAAUAAAUACCGACGGAGUUUUUUGUUUUUUUUUUACAAAAUCCAUCGAUGGUUUUGCAUUCAACUCUUACUGUCUGCGAACUCACCGAUGCGGUCGUCUGACAGCAGAGAAAAGAGCAAACACAGUAGAUGCGUUAGAUACGCUUCUAGCGAAUAAUCAUCGCUGUCUGAAACAUUUGACCACAGUCUGAGCCAUGGAGUUGUCUGAACUACUGUACAACAAAGCGGAGUACAUUGAGACGGCGUCUGGCAACAAAGUGAGCAGACAGUCGGUGCUGUGCGGGAGUCAGAAUAUCGUCCUCAAUGGAAAAACCAUCGUCAUGAACGACUGCAUCAUCAGAGGGGACCUGGCUAACGUCAGGGUGGGCAGACACUGUGUUGUAAAGAGUCGCAGUGUCAUUCGUCCUCCUUUCAAAAAGUUCAGCAAAGGGGUGGCGUUCUUCCCGCUACACAUCGGAGACCACGUCUUCAUUGAGGAGGACUGUGUGGUCAACGCAGCACAGAUUGGGUCCUAUGUCCACAUCGGCAAGAACUGUGUCAUAGGCCGUCGCUGCGUUCUGAAGGACUGCUGUAAGAUCUUGGACAACACUGUGCUUCCUCCUGAGACAGUGGUGCCGCCUUUCACCAUCUUCUCCGGAUGCCCAGGUCUGUUUUCAGGAGAGCUCCCAGAGUGCACGCAGGACCUGAUGAUUGACGUCACCAAGAGCUACUACCAGAAGUUCCUACCCCUCAGCCAGAUCUGAGACACGCCUUCAAAAGCCUUUAGCAGGUUCCAGGUCAGGUUGAAUCCUGACUUUCAGACUGAAAUAGACUCUGAGUGCUCACCAUCUUUCCCUCAUCUCCCAGAGGCCUUGAGUUUCUCUGCUCAAGGAAAAACUAUUGGUCCUGUUAAGAUAUAUACGGAUCCGAUUAAUGGGAUAUGAGGAACUGCAGAAGACAGUUCUGUUUGUUUCUAGAAUGCAGUGAGACCCUUUUAGUCUGAUAAAUUUGGAAGCCUAUUGUAUAUAGUGUUGUUACCAAACUGAACAGUCACGCUCAUGAUUAUUAUCUUGAGAUGAAACUCUAUCCAUCUAUUGAUUCUAUGAAUGCGGUGAUUUUCUAAGGAAAAGUGCUUAUGUUUAUUUAUGAUAUUUCCCUGGUCAUUGUGCUCAAGGUCCUCCGUAUGGCUGCUGAUAAUCACAGAGAGUAGUUUGUGUCGGACGUUGUCGCUCUUUGGCAGCAGCAGUGGGGGGAGAUGAGGAGGUGGAGGGUGGAGGUGUUUGAAGGACGUGGGGAACACACACAACAUCAAAUGGACCAAAACAACAGCAACAACAUUUGUUUAUAAGGAUCUUGGCUGAACAUGUGUGUUAGUUAUAUCCACAGUUCGGCAGUACAACUGUUUUAGUCACCGUCAUUUUAUUUCUAAUGUCUAAAAAUGUGUCUUGAUGCCAGUUGAUCUCACCUUUACUGGCUCACCUUGUUUUUAAUGGAGUUGGAGUUAAAUCUCGAUAUUGUUCAAACAAUCAAAUCCAGCGCAGCAUUGAUUUGAAUAUGUUGUGGUUGAACGAUGGCCCCGUGUUUUGCAUCUGUUGUUUUCAGUGAACAUUAUAAUAGUCAGAGCCAACAUCACAAAUUAUGAAGCAUAUAAAUAAAUACAACUUCUUGAAAAUCUG